CAUAGUAGAUUAGGUCCAUCGAGUCUCUCCCUAUUCCAAUACUAAUUACUCGUAAUUCAUUUUCCAAAAUAAAUAAUUAAUGUUUAUUUCUACUCAUCGUCCCUAUACGUUCUUCACUAGAAGCUAGAAAGAUUAAUCACUCCAACUCCAAUUCCUAUAUAAAUGCAUGACAUUUUCUUUAUAUUAAACUUAAUAGUCCUUACAAACAAAUCAACUUUCUUUUGAUCAAAUAGAGUAAGAUUUCAACAAAUUAAGGCUAAUAUGGUAUCUGAUUCCUCUGAUGAUGAAGGUGGACGUUAUAAUCGUUACUACACUGAUGAUAGUGACGAUAACAAUGAACAUGAUGAAGAUCAAACACUUGAGCUUGCAAUAGAGAAGCUCAAGCUUGGUCCAAAAAAGAACAAGCUCAUCGUGUUUGGCCUUAAUGGUAUGCUUAUUCAUCGAGCUCAUAGAAGGGACAAGUCUAAAAUUCCUGAAAAUCGUCGGCCUGAUGGAGUAUAUAAUAAUGGCAACAAAUUAGUCUAUAAGAGAUCUUUCCUUUAUGAGUUCAUGAAAUUCUGUCUUGAGAGAUUUGAAGUGGGUUUAUGGUCUUCCGCUCAAGAGCAAAACGUUGAUUUGGUUCUGGAUUGCGCUUUCAAGGGAUUGAAGAACAGGUUCUUGUUUGUCUGGGACCAAAAGCAGUCCACUGAUACUGGAUUCAAAGCUCUGGAGAACAAAAGAAAACCGUUGUUCUUGAAAGAAUUGAGCAAACUUCAUUCACAUCUUGCUAACUCUAGCAGAGGAGCGCGAUUUUCAGAAUCAAACACUUUGCUUAUAGAUGAUGACCCAGUCAAAAGCCUUUGUAAUCUGGGACACACUGGAAUAUUUCCCGACACGUAUGAUCCAAGCGAUAGCCAUGACAAUGCUCUUGAUCCGAAGGAGGAACUAGGAAAGUACUUGGAAGGGUUGGCAAAUGCUGAAGAAGAUGAUGUUCCAACUUAUGUGAAAGCCAACCCUUUUGGGCAGCCUGCUAUAGGACCAGAUCAUCCUAACUGGGACUUCUACUCCCGAGUUCUCCGUCGUCUCAAGAACUAGCCGUACAUCUAAUCUUAGAAAAGGUUUGAGGGUGCUAAGCUAAGGUUUUUGGAGAGGGUUGGUUUAGUUUAUAUCCCUCAAAUUAUGUAAAUAGAGUAAAAUAAAUUUGGGAUUUUUAGUUUGGUGGUUUUUGCUUGAACUAUUGCAAGGAAUGUUUUGCUGAUCAUUAUUCUAAAAGCUUAAACUAUUGCAAUUUUCUCAUUUCGGUGAAUAAUAAGUUGCUAGUGUUUUAAUUUCCUAUAUUAA
This is a messenger RNA of Chenopodium quinoa (quinoa), 1320 nucleotides long. RefSeq lists its product as uncharacterized. The transcript has 6 exons. Lineage: Eukaryota; Viridiplantae; Streptophyta; Magnoliopsida; Caryophyllales; Amaranthaceae. The record is from RefSeq and is a predicted model, not a curated record. The coding region runs from base 262 to 1074 and encodes 270 amino acids. Gene Ontology annotation, molecular function: phosphoprotein phosphatase activity.